AACCAUGGACGUUGAAUCGGAGGGCGUCCAGCCGGUGAGCGGCACCGGGAAUGGCCAUUCGGCCACCAUCACCACCAUUGACACGGACGACACACACCAGGAGCUGGCCGCCCGGAGGCGGAUGUUCAUGUCACAGCCCUCGACGGUGGCCAUCCGGCGGCAGCAGGCCGUUUGCGUUCGGCGGGCACACAAAAUCUACGGCACCAAGAAGAACCCGAACGUUAUCCUGGAUGGGCUCAACAUGACCGUGCAGAAGGGAUCGAUUUAUGGCCUUUUGGGAGCAUCCGGUUGCGGCAAAACCACCCUCCUGUCGUGUAUCGUUGGUCGACGGCGGUUGAACUCCGGUGAAAUCUGGGUUCUCGGUGGCCGACCUGGAUCCCGUGGCUCUGGAGUGCCCGGACCUCGCAUUGGCUACAUGCCCCAGGAGCUGGCCCUGUACGGGGAGUUCACCAUCCGGGAAACAUUAAUCUACUUCGGUUGGAUCUGCGGCAUGACUCCCGAACAGGUGGACGAAAAAACCGACUUUCUGCUCAAACUCCUUCAGCUACCGAACGCCUCCAGGUUCGUGAAGAACCUUUCCGGUGGACAGAUGCGGCGUAUGAGUCUGGCAGCUGCUCUGCUUCACUCUCCGGAAUUGCUGAUCUUGGACGAACCCACCGUCGGAGUUGACCCAGUGUUACGACAGAGCAUUUGGGACCACUUGGUUGAAAUAGUUAAGAAUGGAAACACAACAGUGAUCAUCACCACUCAUUACAUCGAAGAAACUCGACAAGCCCACGUGAUCGGCUUGAUGCGAGGUGGAAAGUUCCUUGCCGAGGAGUCACCUGCCGAACUGCUUGCCCAGUACCAUGCUGAAUCGUUGGAAGAUGUCUUCCUGAAGCUGUCCGUUAUGCAGAACAUGGGCAAACGGCGUCGAUCGUCGAUUGCCCAGGAGGUUGUGGAGAACAUCCGAGUGCCGGCUAUAUCCAAUCCCGCACUGGAUCUUUCGCCGGAGGAAGACCACGGUGAAAUCUCCGGCGAAUUUGGCGACAACAUCUCAAUGUCCUCGCGUGGUCCCGAUUCGAUCACACCGGAAAUACAAGCUCCUCCGCUUCCGCCGGAAGAAGAAACCAAAGUUCCAUUCAUCGAGUACUUUAAGUUUGUCAAACCGAACCACAUGCGAGCACUGAUCUGGAAGAAUUUCUUGUGGAUGUGGCGAAACGUUGGAGUAAUGGCUUUCAUCAUCGGACUUCCCGUUGGUCAAAUUAUCCUCUUCUGUUGGGCAAUUGGACACGAUCCUGUGGGGUUACGAGUGGCUGUCACAAAUCAUGAACUGGAAAUGGCUAACCUUUCUUACACUGAGUGUCCUUCAUACCCUGGUUGUAACUAUACGCUUCUCAGUUGUCGAUACUUGGAUAAUUUGAAAAGUAGGAACGUCGAUGUGCAACUGUUCCAAACCGAAGAAGAGGCUAUAAAUCAGGUCAGCAGAGGCAAAGCAUGGGCGUCGAUGAUAUUCUCGCACAACUACUCGGAAGCUCUGGUUGAACGUUCGGAGAACAUCCGAAGUGUGGAAGAGUGGACUCUGGAUGCAGCGAGCGUUGCCGUCAGCAUGGACAUGUCAAAUCAACAGAUCGGAAACCUCCUGUACCGAGACAUCCAGUACGCGUACUUCUCGUUCAUCGAAAGCAUCUUGAGCGAUUGCGAUGUGAAUCCCUCGAAUGGACGGUUACCAAUCCAAUGGCAUAAGCCUGUUUAUGGAGACGUGAGGCCCAACUUUACUGACUUUGCUGCACCUGGUGUUAUUUUGACCAUCAUCUUCUUCCUGUCGGUGGCGUUGACUUCCGGUGCGAUGUUGAUCGAGCGAAACGAAGGAAUCCUGGAGCGGUGUCUGGUUUCCGGCAUCACCGGAGUGGAGAUUCUGUUUUCGCACGUGACGACACAGUUUUUGGUGAUGUGUGGACAGACGGCGCUGGUGAUCCUGUUCAGUUUCUACGUGUUCGAUUUGACCAUCCAUGGUGAAAUUUUCUGGGUCGUCAUGUUGACGAUACUGACCGGGCUGUGCGGAAUGUGUUUCGGCUUCGUCGUGUCCUGCUCGUGCGACAACGAACGGUCCGCCACCUACAUGGCCAUGGGAAGCUUCCUGCCGAUCGUGAUGCUGUGCGGCAUCAUUUGGCCCAUCGAGGGAAUGCAUCCGGUGGUGAAAAUCUUCUCCGUCUUCUUGCCGCUAACCAAGUCCACUGAGUCGCUGCGUUCCAUCCUGCAGCGAGGCUGGCUCAUAGGCAAUCCGAACGUGUGGAUCGGAUUUGCCUCGACCGGGAUCUGGAUCGUGAUAUUCUUGACCAUCAGUAUAUUGCUGCUCAAGUUCAAGAAGGGUUAAUCUGGUUGCUCAUGACACACCUUACUAGCUAACUACUAUUGAAGGCUUUCUAGGGUAAUUUUAUACAUUGAUACUUUUAGCUAGGAAUGAAUGAAAAGAGUGGAGAACUGUGUCUUGCAUACUUUUCAACUAGGUAGAUCCAAAUAUAUUGUACUUCUGAACGGAGAGGACUGACGAGCGGUAGUUCUUACGAUUAUUCUAUCGUGUGUUUACCCAUCUAGGAUAAGCUAUUUAGCAGCAGUGUACAUAACCCAGACAUUUUUUAUUUAUAAACACAAGCAUUACACACUGUGUUGGACACUUUAGGUCUGAUCCUCCUUCGCUAAAUUUAAACAAAAAAUCUAUUGUGAUGGUCUAUUGCAGAGUUUCUGUUUUCGUGUUACCAACUAAUGUGCUUAAUGAAGCACGCCAGUUAAUCAAGUCAAUAAAUUCAAAAUCCCCAAAACACCCA
Molecule: messenger RNA, 2807 nt
Organism: Aedes albopictus (Asian tiger mosquito)
Lineage: Eukaryota; Metazoa; Arthropoda; Insecta; Diptera; Culicidae
Gene: osy
Product: ABC transporter G family member 20
Cellular component (GO): membrane
Molecular function (GO): ATP binding; ATP hydrolysis activity; ABC-type transporter activity
Source: RefSeq, a predicted model, not a curated record